UGGAGAGUGAAGUUCCUCCUGUCCUGCUCAAACAUGGAUAACUGUGACUUAGAGAAACUUUCUUGCACUGGUGGGAAACUGGACCCUCCAUUCAAGCCAGAUAUAACAUCUUAUAAAAUGACAGUUGAGAGCAAAGUAAGUAAGGUGACUGUGGACCUCUUAACAAGUGACUGUGGGGCUUCCUACAAAAUACUGUUUGGGGAUGGCUCUAAAACGAUGACAUUGAACGACGGUGUGAAUGUAGUUGCAAUUGAAGUUGUUGCUGAAGAUGGUACAACGAAGAAAUAUUGCAUCGAGAUCAAUAAGUUGUCAGCAACCUCAGCUAAACUAUGCGAUUUAGCAAUUGGGGGAAAGUUUAAACUCCAUCCACCAUUCUCUGAUAGAGUUUACGACUAUUCAUGUGUUGUCCCCACCGAUCAUGACACUGUUGUUAUACAGCCAAAAUUGCCGGAUAAGAACAUGCAAGUUACCGUGAACGAGGAAAGCAGCUCCAAACCAGUCCCACUGAAUGUCGGGGAGACUGUGGUUGCAAUUAAUGUCUCAUCGGCAGAUGGCUCCAAUUCUCAAGUGUAUUCUCUUACCAUCACUAGAGAGCAGAUUCCAGUGGCUGUCACCUUCUGUAACGUGAGGGACCAGAUCAAGAAUGAGUGUCCAGUUUCUCUGACUGCCUUCUACAGACCCAUUUCAAUAAAUCAAAGUCGCCCAAAGCACAUAUUCUCGGCUCCCUACAUUGACAUGCUGGCCCGGAGGUCAAAGGUCGACCCUCUCAGCGAGUCCCCGCUGAUUGAUGGCUGGAAAGUAGCUGAGCCGGAUCUCGAUACCAAGAUGUCUGCCUUGUCUGUCAAGUGCUUCUUUGCGUAUCGCGGAUGCGAGAGCACACUGACGCUGGCAGAGGUUGUGUCCCACGCAAAGGACUGUCCACACAAGCCCCCCGCAGACCUGGACCCAAAGGAGGUCACGGAAACACAGUGGUAUAAGGCAAACUUUGAAUCUGCAAGCAACCUCGAAAUUGAGACAAAGCAUACUUCAGAGGUGCGAAACUGGGAGAAGAGGCUGCAGAAAGCCGUUGGCAAGGACACAGUGGAUGACCUGUGCACGCACGCCGAGGAACAGCUAAAUAUUUACAAACGGCGUCUUCCGAAACCAGGUGACUUGAUGCAGUAUGCUGAGGGACAGUCACCCUUGGACUGUCUGGAAGAAGCUGCCAUCCAGUACGCUUCAGCCAUCAAACUAAAGCCUCGCGAGUCCAGGCUGCACUAUAUGCUGGGAAGGAUCUUAGAGGAGCAUCAUUACGCUGAGGAAAUGUAUGGCCUUAAAAAGAAGGACACGGGUGACACAGGCCAGGAGCUUGGCACUGCCAAGACGGCGGGGAGGCUGGACGAGAUCUUGGCCGUGUGCAAACUGCACGGCUUCACAGGAACGCCCACCAUGGAGAACCAGCUGAAGGCCCUGGACGCUGAAUACCACCAGCUCAAGGAGCAAGGCCAGGCCACCAAGGCUGAAUACGUCCAGACACUCUACCUCUGGCUCUCCAAGAAGGUUAAGAAGGAUGGGCAGUUCAGCGUUGCCAACGAGGAGAGCUGGCUACACAGGGCCCUGUUGAAGUACCUGGACGCCUGGUCGCUGAGUGAGGACAGCUGGGAGAACAACAUGCACGUGGGCCGGCUGCUCCUGCUGCAAGGCAAGAGCCGAGAAGCCCUGCAGCACCUCCAGACCGCCCUGGCCCUCCGACCCUCCCAGCCUGCCCUCAGGUUCUACACGGGCGUGGCCGUGCUGCAGCAAGAGGGGAACUCGGGAAAGGAGGAGAAGAUGGCUGCUCUGUACUUGCAGCAAGGGCUGGAGUAUGUCAUGGCAUGUGCCUUAAUGGCAGGGGGCCAGCAGGACAGAGAGAAACCAGAUCAUGGGGAUCCUCUCUCUACUGUCAACAUCCAGUUCCUCCGUGGGUGCUUUAGCCUUGCCACCCUGCUGACCAAAAAUGCCCCCCCAGGGAACUCGAUACCUCCAGAGCAAAUCCACCACAUUCUGGUGUGUCUGGCGGCCCAGGGUGUGAGCCAGUGUGUGUGCCGUGGUGAGGUGGCACAGCAGCUGGAGUGGGUGUUGCUGGACAGCCACUUUGCCCUGCUGCAGGCCCUGAUCCAGCAGCCCUCCACUGGGGUGGCAGGGAAGCAGGCCUGGGUGUCCCAGCGCUGCCAGGCCCUCAGCGCACUCAUACGCCUCGCCUCCAUCCCCCCCUGCAGGGAGCUCCUGGACAUGCAGGAGAAGGUCUGCCAGAUCGGGGUGGUGACCGUGCCCCGUAGCAGCCAUGCGCUGUGUUUGCUGGGGACGACCCAGCUGGCCCAGUACGACAGUGAGCCGGGGUCAGAGCAGGGACAGGCCUCCCUGGUCGACGCGCGCCGCAGCUUCCAGGCCAGCAUCGAGCUGGAGGGCUGCUCACAGACCGGAGAUCCCCCCGACAAGCUGACAAAGCAGCCGUGGUGGCAGGAGCGCCAGGCCCAGAAGGCCAAAGCUGCCAAGCAGGCCGCCAGCAAAUCCACAGGAGCCUCGGGGCCAUCUGAAGCAGGGCCCUCUGGGAAGGCGGCCGGGGCCGGGGCUGCUACCGGGCGUGGGAGGGGAACCCCGGGCAGAGGGGGGACCGUGGCGGCUACAGCGACUGCAUCGGCUGCCAAGUCAGGUGCCGCGGCCCGCGGAGCCACCAAAGCUGUGCCCGCUGCCAAAGCGGCACCAGCGCCAGCCGCCAGAGGACGGGCUGGGGCGGCUGCUCAGCCCAAGGCUGCGGGGAAGGCUUCCUCUAAGACACAGCUCGCUGCCAGCAAGUCGAAACAGGACUGCAGUGCCCCGCAGACUAAAUCACAGGCAGCUGAGGCCCCAUCACCAUCAUCCUCAAACAGCAAGCUCGCUGGCCCCUCCAUCAACAACAUGAAGAGCCACGUGCCACGUCUGGGGCUGGCCAGAGCGCUCUCCCGCACCGAGGACACCCACCAACAGGCCUGCAGCCUUUAUCAAGAGGUCAUCGCCAUGGCACCAGAGGUCCACGAUGCCUACAUCGAGUUGGCUGAUCUGCUGGUGAAGACGGAUCCGCUAGCGGCCGUGGAGGUCUACAGCAGGUUCCCUCUCAAGCCGAUCUCGGAGCAGACGUUUGAUGACGCCUACAUCACAGGGGAAAUCGUGCGCAUCCUCAUGAAGCAGGAGCAGUAUGACCACAUCCUGCUGGCUUCUAACCUCAUCGCCUACGGGAAGGUCAUGGGCUUAGGUUGUCUUGAAAAAUAUAUUGAUGUCCUGGAGGGGAAUUUCAAGACAGACCUGUUGAAAAAUAUGUAUGCUGGGAUCCAUGACAAGUCAGUGGACGACAAAGACCUUCAGGAAUUCUUCAAGUUCAAAUGCUGGAUAUAACGCUUGCUGUAUUUACAUCCCUUGCAGAGUGUGAUCAUGUAUUUAUUUUUUACUUGGCCCUAAGAGUAGUCAAAUACGCUGUGGUGAAUUGUAACUGCUUGAUGGAUUUGGUUUAUUGAUGAUUUCAUUGAAAUGUUUUAACAAAUAAAUGUCAAGAGUAAAUUUG
Engraulis encrasicolus (European anchovy) is the source of this 3556-nucleotide messenger RNA. RefSeq lists its product as uncharacterized. The transcript is spliced from 20 exons. NCBI's taxonomy places the organism in Eukaryota, Metazoa, Chordata, Actinopteri, Clupeiformes, Engraulidae. Bases 34 to 3390 code for a protein of 1118 amino acids. The record is from RefSeq and is a predicted model, not a curated record. Gene Ontology annotation, biological process: ubiquitin-dependent protein catabolic process; protein polyubiquitination. Gene Ontology annotation, molecular function: ubiquitin protein ligase activity; protein binding.